This is a messenger RNA of Pseudoliparis swirei, 1676 nucleotides long. RefSeq names its product amidohydrolase domain containing 1 (gene amdhd1). Gene Ontology annotation, molecular function: imidazolonepropionase activity. NCBI's taxonomy places the organism in Eukaryota, Metazoa, Chordata, Actinopteri, Perciformes, Liparidae. Gene Ontology annotation, cellular component: cytoplasm. Bases 42 to 1340 code for a protein of 432 amino acids. The transcript is spliced from 9 exons. The record is from RefSeq and is a predicted model, not a curated record.
CCCUCUGAAGCUGGUGCUCUUUUUGUUGUGGAUGAAUCAAAAUGUCCAGCGCUUACAGGCUGCUGGUGAAGGACGCCCGACAGGUCGUUCUGAUCUGCAACGACGGAGAGAAGUUCCUCACCAAAAACGGGAUGCAAAAUCUGUGCGUGAUUGAAAAUGGGAGCGUAGUGAUCGGGAGAGACGGGCUGAUCAAAGCUGUGGGGCCCGCGGAGACCAUCAGAGAGCAGUACCCCGAGUCGAGCUUCGAUAGAGUGAUCGAUGCUGCAGGCAUGUGCGUCCUGCCUGGGCUGGUGGACGCCCACACACACCCGGUCUGGGCUGGGGACAGGGUGCAUGAGUUUGCAAUGAAGCUGGCCGGUGCCACCUACAUGGACGUGCACCGGGCCGGCGGAGGGAUCCACUUCACCGUGGAGCACACGCGCGCCGCCGGCUCCCCGGAGCUGCUCGCCGCGCUGCGCGGCCGGCUGGCCCGCAUGCAGCGAGCCGGCACCACGCUGGUGGAGUGCAAGAGCGGCUACGGCCUGGAGCUGCAGGCCGAGCUCAAGAUGCUGGAGGUCAUCGAGGAGGCCGCGCGCACGACGCCCAUCAACAUCUCCUCCACCUACUGCGGGGCCCACGCGGUGCCCAGGGGGAAGACGGUUGCAGAAGCCACGGAGGACAUCCUGCAGGUGCAGCUGCCGGCGCUCAAAGAGAGGAUGUCCGCCGGCACGCUGAGUGUCCACAACAUCGACGUGUUCUGCGAGGAAGGCGUGUUCGACCUGCGCGCCACGCGCUCCAUCCUGCAGGCCGGGAAGGAGCUGGGCCUCGACAUCAACUUCCACGGAGACGAGCUCCACCCCAUGAACUCUGCUCAGCUGGGUGCAGAGCUCGGAGCCUUAGCCAUCAGUCACCUGGAGGAGGUCACCGAUGAGGGGAUCGCUGCCAUGGCAACAACGAGGACCGCCGCCGUCCUCCUUCCGACCACAGCGUACAUCCUCCGGCUGCCUCAGCCGCGGGCCAGAGACAUGUUGGACGCUGGCGUCAUCGUCGCCCUCGGCAGCGACUUCAACCCCAACGCCUACUGCUGCUCCAUGCCGAUGGUGAUGCACCUGGCCUGCGUGAACAUGAGGAUGUCCAUGCCCGAGGCCUUGGCGGCCGCCACCAUCAACGCCGCCUACGCCCUGCGGCGCUCACACACACACGGCUCGCUGGAGGUCGGCAAGCACGGAGACCUGCUGGUCCUCCACGCCACGCGGUGGGAGCACCUGAUCUACCAGCUGGGAGGACAUCAGGAGCUGAUUCGCUACGUCGUCGUCAAAGGAAACGUCAUCGUUGACAACGACAACACGAUGGAUCUGUAGCCGCGGCGGUGCAAUCAAUAACUAUGAUGGACCGCUGCAAGAUUUAAGGGAAUAAAUACUUCCUGUAGAUAAAACCAGCUGGACAACUUCUAGAGUCUCCGCUGGCCGAUCUCAACUUUUAUAUUCAUGCUAAACUAAGUUCGUAUCAUGAAUCCACUCGGAUCCUUUUAGGAAGCCGGACUGUAAUUCCCAAAAUGUGAAAGUUUCUUUACAAGACAUUUCAUUGAGCGUGCUGCUGUGAAAGAAUGUGUCGUGACAUUGAACCGAUCACUAACUCUAGAAACCAAUAUUUUAGAUAAAUCUCCUGUUAACUUGAUUAAAAUCUACCUCUCUAUU